UCCAUGCGGGGAGCCCGGCGUGGGACUCAACCCGGGGUCUCCAGGGUCACGCCCUGGGCCGAAGGCGGCGCUAAACCGCUGAGCCACCCGGGCUGCCCAUGUUUCUGUUAUUUUAAACUCUGGAGAGCAUAUACUUAUCUUGAAAUGAGGGUGAAAAAGAACUUGCUUUGAAAACCUUAUUGGAAAGAUGAAGCUUUUGAUUGUAAAUACUUGGUUUAUUUUUGUACCACUUAGAGAAUAUUUGUAUUACGUGAAAGGCUGUUGAUCUCUUUGGUGAAGAUACUGACUGCCUGUUUUGUGGCAUUUUGCACGUUGUUGGGGGGAAAAAAAUGACAGGUGGAGAGAUGCCAAUAUGUAUUUUGCAUUUUUUACCAUCUGUGAAAACUUCCUUGUAAUUCAUUUCUCCUCCCUACAGUAUUAAGAAUUAUACCAUAUUGAAAAGAUAUGAAUGAAUAUCCUAAAAAAAGAAAAAGGAAGACAUUACACCCUUCUCGUUACUCAGAUUCCUCUGGAAUAAGCAGGAUUGCAGAUGGAUUCAAUGGAAUUUUUUCUGAUCAUUGUUAUAGUGUUUGUUCUAUGAGACAACCAGACUUAAAAUAUUUUGACAACAAAGAUGAUGAUUCUGAUGCAGAAACAUCAAAUGACUUGCCAAAAUUUACAGAUGGGAUCAAGGCCAGAAGUAGAAAUCAGAACUACCUGGUUCCCAGCCCUGUACUUAGAAUUCUAGACCACACUGCCUUUUCUACAGAAAAAUCUGCUGAUAUUGAAAUUUGUGAUGAUGAGUGUGACUCACCUGAGUCAGUCAACCAACAAGCUCAAGAGGAGAGUCCUAUAGAAGUUCACACUGCUGAAGAUGUUCCAAUUGCUGCAGAAGUGCAUGCAAUUUCUGAAGAUUAUGAUCUAGAGACCGAAAACAAUUCCUCGGAGAGUCUCCAAGACCAAACUGAUGAAGAGCCACCAGCUAAACUUUGCAAAAUUCUAGAUAAGAGCCAGGCUUUGAAUGUGACUGCCCAACAGAAAUGGCCUUUACUGAGAGCUAAUAGCAGUGGCCUCUAUAAGUGUGAACUUUGUGAGUUCAACAGCAAAUAUUUUUCUGAUUUAAAGCAGCAUAUGAUCCUGAAGCAUAAGCGUACUGAUUCAAAUGUGUGUCGAGUAUGCAAGGAGAGUUUUUCUACUAACAUGCUUUUGAUCGAACAUGCCAAACUGCAUGAAGAGGAUCCCUACAUUUGUAAAUACUGUGAUUAUAAAACAGUAAUUUUUGAGAACCUCAGCCAGCACAUUGCAGACACCCAUUUUAGUGACCACCUCUACUGGUGUGAGCAGUGUGAUGUACAGUUCUCAUCAAGCAGUGAACUCUACCUACAUUUCCAGGAGCACAGCUGUGACGAACAGUACUUGUGUCAGUUUUGUGAACAUGAAACGAAUGAUCCGGAAGACUUGCAUAGCCAUGUGGUAAAUGAACAUGCAUGUAAAUUAAUUGAGUUAAGUGAUAAGUAUAACAAUGGAGCACAUGGACAGUACAGCCUGUUAAGCAAAAUUACCUUUGACAAAUGUAAAAACUUCUUUGUGUGUCAAGUAUGUGGUUUUCGGAGUAGACUUCAUACAAAUGUUAACAGGCAUGUUGCUAUUGAACAUACUAAAAUUUUUCCUCAUGUUUGUGAUGACUGUGGGAAAGGCUUUUCAAGUAUGCUAGAAUAUUGCAAACAUUUAAAUUCACAUUUAUCUGAAGGGAUUUAUUUAUGUCAAUACUGUGAAUAUUCAACAGGACAAAUUGAAGAUCUUAAAAUUCAUCUGGAUUUCAAGCAUUCAGCUGACUUACCUCAUAAAUGUAGUGACUGCUUGAUGAGGUUUGGAAAUGAGAGGGAAUUAAUAAGUCACCUUCCAGUCCAUGAGACAACUUGAUUAUUUUCUUUAACUGCCACAAUGUUAAUGUAAAAUAAUAAAAUUUUUUGGAUAUGUUAAAUGGAUGAUUUUGAACACAACUUAUGAGAAUUGCUUUUAACAAGAUUUUUUUAAUUGUCCAAUUUUCUUGGCAUUGCUACAUUUUUUCAGUAUACAAGGGUAUGUGAAUGUGGUAUUUUCAGUGUAUGGUAGUUUUAACCAGUCUUGGUGUCUGUUGUCUUGUUUCUUACAUAAGCUUUGAUUUCAUGAAUUGAUGGAAAACAUGUACUAAAGAAACUAGACUAUAUUUUUCCUUCCAUAACCAUGGGUGCUAUUAACUUUUUUAAACUCCAGACAAACUCAGUUUUUCACGUAUGAAAUCAUUACUGCGUGAUCAAAACUUAAAUGCAACAUACCAUACAAUUAAGUCCUCUGAUAUUCCUAUUAAUAAGAACCCAGACGCUCCUCUUGAUUCCCCAUCAGGAAUUACCCCUAAGACUAUCGGUGGACUCUCCACCUGCGUAAUUCUUUUAAUAAUACUAGGAGGCAAGUGUUAUAGUAGUAGGAAGGGAAGAUCCAGUUUUGUUGGCAGUCUUUUUUUUUUUUUUUAUGUUUUUAAUUCUCAUUCUAUUUUAGCCCCUAUCUACAAAUUAAAUGAUUUAAGAUGGGAAUGAGGAGGAACAUGUAAGGGGUUAGACAAUAAAAAGUAAAAUUUCAUAACAACCUUUUCACAAUUCAUUUUCAGUUAUGCAAAGUGAGCCCAAACUGCUGAUGUCAAAUCAUUUAUUGACUGAGAAAACCUACUAUUAAUAUAGCAUUAGGAAGAUAUGGGCGAUAAAAGGUUCUAGCCUUUCUUUGUCUAGUUGAUGGCUGUCUUCAUUCACAUUGACUCUGUAUGCAAGUCUAACUCCCCUUUUUAUAAGGUCACCACUCAUACUGGAUUAGGGCUAAUCCAAUGACCAUAUUUUAACCUAGUAAAGACCCUGUCCCCAAAUAUGGUCAUAUUUGGAGGUACUGAGGCUCAGGACUUCAACAUAUAUGGAUUGGGGGAUAGGAGAAACAGACAUAAUCACAAUUCAAUAGUAGCUUCUUAAAAAGUAUCACAAAGAUAAGAUUUUGUCUAUCGUACUCUAAUAAACACUGCUGCUAACAGUAUUGUUCAGGAAUACUGAUUUAGUUGAAGACAUCCAUUUACAACCUAUGGUUUCCCCACUACCAGAACCAUGGAAAUUUAGUCUAUUUUGAGAAUGGUGACAGCAACAAGUUUUUUCCGAUCAUUUUUAGCUCUACUAUUGUCAUAUGUGCAUAAUUUUAUUCCUAGAAACUCAUCUGAUUGGAACAUUCCAGAUAGAGCUACCUGAUAGAAAUGUUUCUGUGGAGACUUAGAGUGGUUUAAUCUGGAAGAGAACCUUAGAAAUCAACUGGUCUAAACCUUCUAGUCCGCUAAAGUUUCUUGUAGAAAUAGGCCAAGGUCACAAAACCAGUUGUAGCAGACAGGAGUGGAAUCUAAGUUAUUUGGCUUCCAGUCUAAUAAUGUUUCCAUUACAUCAUGUUACAUUAAAAUCUAAGCUUUAUCCUUAGGGUGUUUUUCAUGACUACUUAACCUAGCUGUUCUGCUACCUUCUUGGUAAUUCUGUUUUUAUGUCUUUUUUAUAUACAUCCACUUUUAAGAAUUUUAUUUUUAGGAAACUGAAUAAUGCCUUCGUGGGUUUGUUUUUCAAUUCUAUAUUGCUUUACAUUUGAUCACAUUAGUAAUCAAAAUGACUAAUGAAACCUCAAGAUAUUAAUCCAAGUUUUACAACCAUAUAAUUUUGUACUUUUUGGUAAAUCUGCUUCUUGAGGCCAUAUUCCACAGACAGUUUGUCCAAUAAAAUCCUUUUUGCUUUGGCUCAA
Canis lupus familiaris (dog) is the source of this 3774-nucleotide messenger RNA. It is a transcript of the gene ZNF639, whose product is annotated as zinc finger protein 639. The transcript is spliced from 6 exons. Gene Ontology annotation, biological process: regulation of transcription by RNA polymerase II. The record is from RefSeq and is a predicted model, not a curated record. Gene Ontology annotation, cellular component: nucleus. Bases 445 to 1902 code for a protein of 485 amino acids. NCBI's taxonomy places the organism in Eukaryota, Metazoa, Chordata, Mammalia, Carnivora, Canidae. Gene Ontology annotation, molecular function: RNA polymerase II transcription regulatory region sequence-specific DNA binding; DNA-binding transcription factor activity, RNA polymerase II-specific.